Molecule: messenger RNA, 6902 nt
Organism: Scylla paramamosain (green mud crab)
Lineage: Eukaryota; Metazoa; Arthropoda; Malacostraca; Decapoda; Portunidae
Gene: aPKC
Product: atypical protein kinase C-like
Exons: 11
Coding region: 1026-2771 (581 amino acids)
Biological process (GO): protein phosphorylation; establishment or maintenance of cell polarity
Cellular component (GO): cytoplasm; nucleus
Molecular function (GO): protein serine/threonine kinase activity; ATP binding; protein binding
Source: RefSeq, a predicted model, not a curated record
CACUUGUAUACUCCUCGCCGGACUGCUAUCACUCAUCUUAAGAGGGAGUGAUAGGUAUAAAUGAAUCACUCAUUGGCAGGGAGAUAAUAGCCGGAGAUAACUGGAGAUAAGUAGAGUCCCUGACACACACACACACACACACAGGCACACAGUCGGCAGUAUGAGUUAGCCUCUCUUGCGCGAACGUGAGUUAGUGCGCGUCCCCUUCUGCUGCUGCUGCUGCUGCUGCUCGCUCACUCCUCCCUUCUGGUCUUCCUCCUCAUCCUCCUGCCGAGUGUGUCCCGCGGCGCCCCUCCGUCACCCUGCCUCGGGCCACCUCCUUGACGUGUGUUUGUGAAUAGACUCACACACGCCGUCUUCUGUGUGUAUCUGUGUGUGUGCGUGUGUUUAUAUGUACGUGCGUGUGUGUGUGUACUUGUGUGUACGCCCAGAGGAGAGUGAGAGGCGGACAUGGCUCGUGAAGGACGGAGAAGGUGUAGCAGUGAAGGCCGUGAAAGUCGUGUUGAGACUUGCGAGAGAACAGGAGACACCACCGCUGCUAUUGCUGUUGCCGCUUCGCUGCCGCCGCAUGCCGCCUCCACCACCAGACAAAGACCUCUUUCCCUCGUGUUCCUGGGCUGCGUCUCGCCACAACACGGCGCUGAUCCCAAAGUGGCGGAGAGGAGGUUCACGAAGUCCUGUCGAGCGGAGGAUGGCGGCGGCGAGGCGGCGGCGCGGAGAGACCGAAGGCAGAGCUUUUCUGGGUCUCGCCUUAUGUUGGCACUCCGGAGGCGCUCAUUUGUUAAGGCGGCUGCAUCAGGAGGAGGAGGAGGAGGAGGGGGAAAUGUCCCCCGCCCUCCCUCUUCAAUGAGCCUCCUUCCCCUCCCUUUGCCGCCCCCGGGAGUGAGACUGACGCGAGGCAGAGCACCUCCCCCGGGGCCUGCCUGAGAGACACCCACGCCUCACCCAGACGCGGCUCGCAGAUUCAUAACGCAGAGGGCCUCACUGAGACCAUCCCUUCAGCGCCGCGUCGUCGCCCGAAGUUCAUGUCUGUCAGUGCUCGUCCUAAAACUUGGAGCGACGACCUUGGCUCACUCAACCGCCGUACCACACUCCUCUCGACUGCACUCGACGCCAAGGACGCUGACACCCCGGGCCGCCCCUUGUCCUGGGGGGAGGAGGGGGUCACACAAAUCAUUCCUGAUCCCGUGUGGCCUCCUAAUGAGUGGCGGUCACCAAAUUCCUCCCGCAGCGGCGUCUUCUCGUUCUUGCACAGCCUGCAUCGCCUCCACUCCGUCCCGCCUGACUCUCCCCGCGACCACCUCGGGAGCAUCUACCGGCGAGGGGCGAGGCGAUGGAGGAAGCUGUACAAGGUGAACGGCCACAUCUUCCAGGCCAAGCGCUUCAAUAGGCGUGCCUUCUGUGAAUUCUGCAAGGACCGCAUCUGGGGGCUGGGUCGACAGGGCUUCAAGUGUACCCAGUGCAAGCUGCUUGUCCACAAGAAGUGCCACAAACUGCAGAAAGUGCCGUGCAAUGCUGACCUGGACACCUCAACAGACACCUUGGCCUCCCACGACUCCUCCACACUACCCCGCAGCGGUACCAAUGGCAGGAUGGCAGUGCAGGAGUUCACUGAAGAGAUCUCAGGAACAGAUCCAGGUAUAACUGAAGAAACACCAGUGGAGAUGCCAGCAGUUACAGGUGGUAGCAGUGAACCAAUGUCCCCAUCAGGCCAGGCAGGACAGUACUGCCUUGAUGACUUUGAGCUGAUCCGUGUGAUUGGCCGAGGCUCUUAUGCUAAGGUUCUUAUGGUGGAGCUCAAGAAGACCAAAAGGAUCUAUGCCAUGAAAGUCAUCAAGAAGACACUAGUCACAGAUGAUGAGGACAUUGACUGGGUUCAGACUGAGAAACACGUAUUUGAAACUGCCUCCAAUCAUCCCUUCCUGGUGGGUCUGCACUCCUGCUUCCAGACUCCGUCCAGACUCUUCUUUGUGAUAGAGUUUGUGCGUGGUGGUGACCUUAUGUUCCACAUGCAGCGGCAGCGACGCCUCCCAGAGGAACAUGCUAGAUUUUAUGCUGCAGAAAUCUGUCUGGCUCUUAACUUCCUCCAUGAAAAGGGCAUCAUCUACCGAGACCUCAAGUUAGACAAUGUACUGCUGGACCAUGAGGGCCACAUCAAGCUCACUGACUAUGGCAUGUGUAAAGAAGGCAUCCGUCCGGGAGACACCACCUCCACCUUCUGUGGCACACCUAACUACAUUGCCCCUGAGAUUCUACAAGGUGUUGAAUACAGCUUCAGUGUUGAUUGGUGGGCCCUGGGUGUGCUGCUGUACGAGAUGCUGGCUGGCAAGAGUCCGUUUGACAUUGUGGGUGCUUCAGACAACCCUGACUGCAACACUGAGGAUUUCCUCUUCCAAGUCAUCCUUGAGCGGCCAAUCCGUAUUCCUCGGUCGCUGUCAGUCAAGGCUGCUUCCAUCCUGAAAGGCUUCCUCAAUAAGAAUCCAGUGGAUCGCCUAGGUUGUCAUCCUGAGACAGGCUUUACAGACAUCAUUUCUCAUCCCUUCUUCAAGACCAUCAUCUGGGAAAUGUUGGAGCAGCGACAGGUUCCCCCGCCUUACCGCCCCCGGCUAGACUCUGACCGUGACCUGGCUAACUUCCCCCCAGAAUUUACAGAUGAACCCAUUCAGCUUACUCCUGACGAUGCGCGUGCCAUCGAAAACAUCGACCAGAGCGAAUUUGAAGGAUUUGAGUACGUCAACCCGCUGCUGAUGAGCAUGGAGGACUGUGUGUAAUGUGGUAGCCAGGCCAGUUAGCCUGCCACUGCCAUGCUUCACCAGAAUUGUGGUUCCAGUGUUCCAUCAGCUUCAUCAAGACCCCCACUCUGCAAAGGAGGUUGUGGAGCUUUUACCAUGUCCUCAUAUGCCAUUUUUUGGAUGUGUCACCUCUCACUUGUGAAAAGUAGUCAUUUGUGAAGUGAAGGCUGGCAUUGUCAUAGGUGACAUGAGGAAUGGUGUGGUGUGAUGUAAUGAAGGGGAACUCGGCAUGGAAGCCAGAGUGAGAGAUGACUGAGCUAGGUAAUUUUAUCCUCCAAAAAUUCCAUCAAAAGUACCAAAAGUAACACAAUGAGGAGCAUUAAGUAAUAGGAGAAUUUUCUCUGUGUGUCCUGGUAUCAUUUUGCAUUUUCAUUCUGAUGUAUAGAGAUGGUAGCAAACAACCAAAACACACUUUCAAUGGAAAGCCAAUGGAUUCAUGAUGUGUAGUGCCUCAAGGUAUCCCUUAAGAUUCUCUCUGUGCCCUAUGUAGUUUAAUUUCAGCACUUUAUUUUGUUCUCAUUUUCAUAUACUUGUUGGCUUUUCAAGUCUUAUGAAUGAGUUGGUGGAGGAGGAGGAGGAGUGAAAGAAAGAACUUGUAUGUAAGCAUCCCAGCUCUAGGACAGGAAAACAAUGUUGACAUAAAUUAUGAUGUGAUGUUUAUGUAGGGACCAAACAUAGAGCCUUGUUGAAAGAUAAUGGAUCUGCCAGAUAUCUCAAGGGCUGGUAAUUGUGUCCAUAGGGAGUACAAGUUUGGAUAUUUAUUUCAUGGCUUAUUUACACAUAAAGAUUUUUUAAGUUGUAAUUGUAACUUGCUGUUGUGUUAGUUUGUAAUGGUUGUGCAAUAUCCAGGCAUAGAGAACUUUAGAAGCCUAUAGGAGUCUAGGCAGCUCUUUGUGGCAGCAGCAUAUGAAACUUUUGGAAAGGUAAAAAUUUGAUCAUAAAGAGCAGCUAACUAGGCAGCUUUUGUGUGACUGACCAGGAAGGUUCAUUGGUAUCUGUCUUUUAGGUAGAUAAGAUCUGGGUGCUAUUUUUUGAAGUGGUGUGAGUCAUCAUUGUCACACUGGAGAAGUGAGUGGAGUUCUGUGGCUUUCAUAACUUUAUUUUCCCAGCUGGUGAUGAGGAAACCUAAACAUAGCAUCAUCAACAUGAUUUUGAUUUCACAUUAUGUUGCAUUUCAGUGAUUUGUUGAAUAUUGUAUGCAUGAAAAAAUAUUCUGAUGUUGAAAGAUGAUAUCUGCAAGAGUAAGGACUGCUAUCUACCAUGUGAUUACAAAGUUUUCACAUCAAAGGAAAUUCCUGGUGUCUUCCACAUUCAGGUAAUUGUGUCAGGCACUGGAGUAGUUUGUUUACAUGUUAAUGUCCCCUGUGGCUGGUGAUGCAGGGGCCAGAUGCCAUUGUGGCCUGCAGAGCUGUGGUGAUUCCAGAUGGCUGUGAAGCCUGUUCCUGUUGGCUUAAAUGAUUCAUUCUUCAUAAUUUAGUAUUAUUAAGAAAAAUAAUUUGACACUUGAAACCAAUCACCAGUCAUCUAUUCAUAAUUUGCAUAAUGUUUUCAUUAUCAUGAAUUUGUUUACUCCUGUGUCAGAGAUCACAGGUGCAAAGUGCCUGUUGCAGAGCCACAUGAUGUAAUUUUUAAACUCUAGGUUGAUAAUUUUUUUUAGCUUCCAGUUGAUGUAGACAGGUGGGAUGCUUUCAGGCUCACCACUUACUGACAGAGUUGGCCAAGUCACAGCUCUUUAGGGAGUCAUGAGGGUGUGUUCGGUUGCCAGAAGGAUGGCAGCUGAGUCUCUUUGGAAGAGGUGUAUGAAAAUGCAUUGUUUGUAUCAUAAUAAUAGUAUACAAAGCUGUAAUCCUAAGAUAGUAUCCAGCUUCAUCCUAGGAAAUAGAGGAGCUUCUGUGAAGUUUCCCAGAUUGCCUGAACCAUGAUAUUCCGGGUACUUAUGUUGCCGCUCAGACAUGCCUUGGAUAUUGAGUGGACUGAUAGACACUAACCAUUCCCAGGACAUUCCAUGCAUAGAGGGAGAAUGAGAGGCUCUUGGCCUACCUUACACCACUGGCCUCUUGGCUCUUCUUCCUUCAUCAAAGCUUAUUUUAAUGUUGAAAUUGAUGUAAUCUGCUGUAGAUUUUGAAAUAGUCAUGUUUUUAUUAUUUUUAUUAUUAUUAUUAUUAUUAUUAUUAUUAUUAUUAUUAUUAUUAUUAUUAUUAUUAUUAUUCAUGUAUUUUGUAUUUUCUGUGAAGAGCCUCAGUGACUACUUAUGUUUGAUUUGCCUUUAUUUAUUUAUCUAUUUAUUAUUAUCUUUUUUACCAUGAUUUCACAUAUGCUUAAGCUUAAGCUUAUGAGGCAUUCUCAUUUAUUAUUUAUGAAUGCUAGUGCUACAUCACAAGUUGUUAUCUUUAAAUAUCAUUCCUUUUCUUCUUAACAUUCGAUGAAGGCUGUGUUCAUUUGCAUAUGAAAACUGAGUGCAAGGAAGUUCUGUGUAUAAUUUGUAUAUUCUUACAGUCCUAGAAAAUAACAACUUAUGUUUUCUUGUUUUUUAUUUAUUAUGUUUAGGACUGUGUAUGCUGGACAGAAUAAGACUAUUUAUUGGCAGUGGCUUUCAGGGUCCAUUGCUUCUUGUCAUUGGCUGCCAAAAAUUAGUGGAUGCAGUCUGCCUUAACCUUCCCUGAACCUUCACUUUGUAGGCGGCCUGUAACCAAUAGUUGAUCAAAUUGUAAAGUAGACACUUACUUCAUGUCCAGUUGUGAGUGGCCAUUUUGCCUCCGCUACUAAAGUUGCCUGUGAGGUUUCAUUACUAAUUCAGGGCUAGUAGUGUAAAUGCUGUUAAUUCAUCCCAAUUGAACGUUAUCCUACCCUGGCACUUGUCUGUUUAACAUGUAUAUUUAUUUUGAAUAUUGAGGUAUUUUAUUGUUAAUAUUUAUAGUUAUUUAGAUAACUCAUUUUAUAUAGGUAAGCAUAAGAGGGAUCUGGACUUGAAUAGCUAAGUGACCUCUCCUCAUAUACCAUGCCCUCAAGGGGAGCCUGGUGAGGUCACUUCUUGUAUAUAUGUACUCCUAGCACUGUAUAAUCAAAAUGGUGCUUGUGGUCCCUUCAUGCACUAGGAGCUGUGGUAAUAAAAGUGCCCCCGUGGUACUUGCCAUGUGCAUCUCAGCAAGGCUCCUUUCUGGCCCAGCAGUCAUCAGACCACUUGAAGUCAACCUUUGAUGCCAUAACUGUUCACAAAUUUUUUUCCACAUAUGACCAAAAGAAUUCUUCUAGAAUUUUUUUGAAUUUAUUGAGCUUUUAUCUUCAUUACCAUUUAUUAAUUUGCUAGGAAAGUUAUUACUAUUUUAGGCUUGUUCAUCUUGGAAAUAUAUUUGUUCAGCAUGAGAUAUGCAUGAUAAAAGAUAGAUAAGUGGACAUCACCAGUGCUUGAUAAGCAGUACUGAUACCCUCACACCAAGUUCCUUGAGCUGUGUCAGAUUCCUUUUAGGACCCAAGUAGAAAAUCCUCCUGUGAGAUGGUGGAUGCUGGGCCAGGCAAGUGCCAUGCUCCUUGGGGCACUAAACUUCAAGGUGAAGUUAGUGUCCUCAGUGGCAACUUUUUGUUUAUCUCAAAAGACUCAGUAAUUAAUUUGUUGAGUGCUGUCAUGAGUUCAUUGAACCACUGAAUACAGCAGAAAGAUUAUUUUCCACUGACCUGUUGUUGGGUUUACUAUACUCUCCUAAACAGAGUUUGAAUAUCAAAUGCAGCAUUAACACUCAGGUAAGGUAUACUUCAAAGACACCUUUCAAGCAUAUCCCAGGUAAUGCAAGAAAGCUGCUAUAGAUAACUUUGUACAACCACAAACAUAGUGGCAUAAUAACAUCUCAUGUGUAGCUAAAUAUAUUUUUCUUUAAACCUCAGUUAUGGUAUUUGGUGUGAAACACUGUAUGGUAAAACGGCUGCUAGGAAGAUUGGACUUGCUCAUAGAAUAACUGUCAGUGAGCUUGAGAAUGAAGUAAUCAUUUCUCUGGAAAUGGUCUCAGAGUCAAGGUGUCAGUACAGUAUUUUGAUAAGAGUAAUAAAUCUAGUUUGAAGUACACUGUAAAAUGUUUCCUAAGUAAAAGUUAUUUACUAAUAAAAAUAUUCUUCCUA